AUGAUAGUACCAAAUGAUAGCACACCUCCGGCGAGUCAGGUGAACUCGGUUGUCAUGACUUUGCGAGAAAACAAAUCAGAAUGGCUAAUAUAUCCACAAUCUAAUUACGAAUUUAACAUUGAUGAAAAGCUGAAAAAUAAAUUUAUUUUAGAUACUGAAAAAUGUAAAAAGCGCAUAAGUUCAUAUAAUAAGAAUGGAAUUAGGAAUUCAGCACUAGCCAUAAUAUUAUGUCAUAGAUAUGACUAUCCCCAUUUACUACUUUUGCAAAAUUUAGAAAAUCAAUCAUACUACUUAUUAAGUGGAAAAUAUAAAUCUUGGGAAAAACCAAAGGAAGUUUUAAAAAAAAAAUUACAAAAGUAUGUUAACACAAAUAAGGAUAUGCAUUUUGCAACAACAACAAGCCAAUUAAAUGAUGAACAAGAUGAACGUGAAGAAACUAUCGAAGUUGGAGAAUUUUUAGGUGAAUGGUGGAGAACUCAAUUUAAUUCUGUUUAUCUACCAUAUCUACCUGCUCAUAUAACAAGGCCAAAAGAAUAUAUACGAUUGUAUCAAGUUACUAUAACAUCUAAAUGUAUUUUUCAUCUACCACCAGGAUUCACACUUAAAGCAUUACCACUUUUUGAUCUCACCACUUGUGGAAUUGCAAUCGGUGGACUUACUAGUAUACUUUCCAGAUUUAAGUUGCACUGCAUGGUGCAGGAAGAAGACCAGCAAGAUGUGUAA
Messenger RNA from Plasmodium gonderi, 723 nucleotides. Its product is annotated as mRNA cleavage factor-like protein. The transcript has a single exon. Gene Ontology annotation, molecular function: mRNA binding. Lineage: Eukaryota; Apicomplexa; Aconoidasida; Haemosporida; Plasmodiidae. The record is from RefSeq and is a predicted model, not a curated record. Gene Ontology annotation, cellular component: mRNA cleavage factor complex. Bases 1 to 723 code for a protein of 240 amino acids.